This is a messenger RNA of Branchiostoma belcheri (Belcher's lancelet), 668 nucleotides long. RefSeq names its product P-selectin-like. The record is from RefSeq and is a predicted model, not a curated record. Bases 150 to 668 code for a protein of 172 amino acids. The transcript is spliced from 5 exons. NCBI's taxonomy places the organism in Eukaryota, Metazoa, Chordata, Leptocardii, Amphioxiformes, Branchiostomatidae.
CUUGUCCAACUUUGCCACCACUGCCCAAUGGUGUCACUUCUAAUGGUCAGUUCUAUGGUGAUACGGUGACGUUUUCCUGUGACCAAGGCUAUGAACUGGAAGGAACAACUUCCUUGACCUGCCAACUUGACACAACAUGGAGUGGAAUCAUGCCAAGAUGCGUCAAAAUCACCUGCCAGCCGGAUCUACCUGUGCCCACUAAUGGCAGUAAGACAUGUUCUGAAGGAAACCGCUUCCAGUCAACAUGUAGCUUCUCCUGCCAUCUUGGUUUCCGGCGAGUUGGACCAGAAACCAGAACAUGUGAACACACUGGCCAAUGGUCAAACGGCACAGAAACAUGGUGUGAAGAAAUCACUUGUUUCCCACUUGAGAUACCGGCCGGUGGUGAUGUUUCCCCACCAACAUGUGCAUCCCAACCAGUUGUAGCAGGAAGUAUCUGCACAGCGUCAUGCUUCCACGGAUUCACCCUAAGUGGAAAUCCCACAGCUGUCUGCACCUAUGAAGGGGAUUGGUUUCCGUCAGUUUUUAACGUGAACUGUACAGCCAUCACCUGCAAUCAGCUGAAUCCACCUCCAAAUGUAGUUGUUGAACCAGAGAACUGCAUAUUGACUGAGGCAAGCUUCUUAGACAGCUCACCAAGGUCAAUGGAGGGUGGACAGUGCCUGUAA